Messenger RNA from Salvelinus namaycush (lake trout), 3429 nucleotides. Its product is annotated as transmembrane protease serine 6-like. Bases 165 to 2621 code for a protein of 818 amino acids. The transcript has 18 exons. Gene Ontology annotation, molecular function: serine-type endopeptidase activity; protein binding. The record is from RefSeq and is a predicted model, not a curated record. Lineage: Eukaryota; Metazoa; Chordata; Actinopteri; Salmoniformes; Salmonidae. Gene Ontology annotation, biological process: proteolysis.
AAGGUAGAGUUGUCUCGCCUGUCGUUACUAGCGGUCGUUACCGACAUGUCUGACUGGACGGAUAUUCUACCGAAAUACAUUAAGAAAUAAAACGCUCCAACUAUCCACCACCGGUCUUUUUUGGACGGAGAUGGUCUCGCGCGGAAUAACGGAUUUGUGAAGCUAUGGCGCUCGGGCACGGCUCCAAAAAGUCGCGCUCCUGUGAUUUGGAGGUAGCACCAGCUCCUGUGGACCUGCCAUUGGAAUGGGUGGGGCCCGGUAACGAAGCCUCUGUGACGUCCUCUAAGAUGUUGAGACGACCCUGCAGGUGUCUCCUAGUCUUCCUUAUUAUCGUCACCAUCAUCAUCCUCUCGGGAGGAGCAACUCUGGCAUGGUACUUCCUGGAGUACAGGGUGUGGGUACUGGAGCCCAGGGUACAGCAGCAGUAUACUGCUAGACUCUCUAUCCUCAACAGGAACUACUCCUCUGGUCUCUCCUCUCACACCAGCCCAGCCUUCACAGCCCAGGCAAAGGAAGUACAAGAUAUGGUGAGGAGGAUAGUGAAGGGCUCAGACCUAUCUCGCUACUUCAACUCCACCAAAGUCUUUGCUUUUGGGGAGGGAAGUGUGGUGGCACACUUCUGGCUGGUACUGUCAGUCCCCGGCAGCCAUGUUGGUAAGGUAACUAUGGAGCAAGUCAGCAGCUGCCUACAGAGUCUACUAGGUGCCUACAGAGGGAGCGACAGAGAGGAGACUGCUAACUAUGGAGGAUAUCUGUUGCAUCUUCCCUCUUUCUCUAUCACAGAAACAGACUCCAAAGUUGUAGAACUUUUGAAAGCUUCAUUUGACUGCUACAGGUACCAGGUGGUCAGCUCGAGCACAGCGGUUGCUAUGAGGGGACCUAACACCCAGCGCUCGUCCUGCCUUUGGCACCUCAGGGCCCCGCAAGGCUCCAGCACCCAGAGUUUCAGACUGGAGCUGAGGAUGGAGUGGCUGCUACCAGAGUGUAGAGAUAGACUGGCUGUCUAUGAUGGUUUAACGCCUACUGAUACUCACCUCAUCACCUCUCUGUAUGGCUGCAGCAGACAAGAGCGUGUUGUUCAUGUGUUGUCAUCAGGAGAGUGGAUGACAGUGGUCUGGAAACAGGGUCUCUACAACUACAAAGACCCCUUCUCCCUGUCUGCACAGGCCUGGACCACUGAAGUGUGUUCUUCCAACAUAGAGCUGCAGCCAGUAUCAGGGGUACAGGGUAGUCUACGUACCCCCUUCUAUCCCAGCUACUACCCACCAGACACCAACUGUACCUGGACAUUCACUGUGCCCUCUGCAGACUAUGGACUAUCUCUGGACUUUGAAGGUUAUGAGCUGAGCAGGGCCAACUAUAACCAGGCCUGUACACAGGGACAGUGGAUGGUACAAAACCGCAGGUUCUGUGGGACGAGAGGUCUCCAGCCGUAUGCUGAGCGCCUCUACCUCCUCUCCACGGCAACCAGCGUUGUCAUGACGUCCGAGGUGUCAAUCACAGGGCCUGGACUCCAGGUCCACUACAGCCUCUUCAACCAAUCAGAUCCCUGUCCUGGUCAGUUCCUGUGUACUCUAAAUGGUCUGUGUGUUCCAGCCUGUGACGGCAUCAAAGAUUGCCCCAACGGACUGGACGAGAGGAACUGUGUGUGUAUAGCCCAGUACCAGUGUCCAGAGGACAGUCAGUGUGUUGACUACUUCAAGGUGUGUGACCAGCACCCAGACUGCCUUGAGGCCAUGGAUGAAGAGAACUGCACUGAGGGUGUGCAGUGUACAGACAAGACGUAUGUGUGUGCUGACGGGACGUGUCUGAAGAAGCCUAACCCAGAGUGUGACUUCAUCACCGACUGUCCUGAUGCCUCCGAUGAGAGACACUGUGACUGUGGUCUGAGGCAGUUCACCAGUCGCGUUGUGGGAGGAGUCAACGCUACUGAAGGGGAGUGGCCAUGGCAGGUCAGCCUUCAGAUCGGUGGACGUCAUGUCUGUGGGGGGGCUCUGGUCUCCAGCCAAUGGGUGGUCUCCGCUGCCCACUGUUUCUAUGACGACCGUCUCUCUCCCAGAGCGUGGACGGUCUACCUAGGUAAGUUCCUAUUGAACCGCAGCAGUCAGAUGGAGGAUGCCAUUCGGGUGCAACAGAUCCUCCUGCACCAGUACUACGAUGACGAGACACACGAUUAUGACUUGGCUUUGCUGCGACUGGAGAGACCUGCAGCUCCAGGGACCCUGGCCCAGCCCGCCUGCCUGCCAUCACCUACACACCAGCAAGAACCUGAGCUGCUCUGUUGGGUCACGGGCUGGGGGGCGCUACGUGAAGGAGGCACUCCCAGUAACGUGCUGCAGAAGGUGGACGUGCGUCUGGUGAGCGAGGAGGCCUGCUUCCGUUCCUACGGUUACAUGGUCACUCCCAGGAUGUUGUGCGCCGGCUACCGCAGCGGAGAGAAGGAUGCCUGUCAGGGUGACUCGGGCGGUCCGUUGGUCUGCCAGGAGAACUCGGGUCGUUGGUUCCUAGCGGGCGUGGUCAGCUGGGGAAAGGGGUGUGGCCGGGCCGACUACUACGGCGUCUACACCCGCGUCACCAAACUCACCGGCUGGAUCAAAGAACACAUCUCUGGACCUGGCUGACCUUCAUCAUUCUCACCAUCAUCAUCAUCAUCAUCAUCCCAAAACAUUGUUAUCAUGUAGUAAUUGUUGUGAUCUAUUCUCUGUGUCAGUCCUUAGUACAUUUAGUCCAUCAGGGUUUUAACAGUGUCAUUGACCUUCUGGCAGUCUGGCACCAAAGUUCAUCAUCCUAACAAGCAGACUUUCUGGCUCCUCUGGGCAAAUACACACUCUGCAGUAUUGGGCUCUACAUCCAACACUGCCACCUAGUGGAAGCUGUUAGAAUUACAACAUAAUUAAGUACUACCAUACCAACGCAAUUCAAAUCUGGACCUUAAAGUGCAAUCAAUUAUCAGGUAUAACAGAAAACCAGCAGUACUCUGGACCUCGUAGGGUCAGAUUUGAAUGCACCUGCAAUCGGCCUUGAUUCCUUCAUCGAAUGUUUGUCUGUUUAUAUACUGCUGUGGAUUGGAAUAUGGGUUAUGCACAGAUCAUUUCAGUCAGUGCACUACACUUGAAAUGCUGAUUGCUUUCAGUGUAUUUCAUUACAUGAUCUAAGGUUUCUGAUGAAAGCCAUUGAAGGCCGAAACGUCCAUCUUUAAAAUGGUGAGCGUGAGUUGCGCCGUUUCCUUUUCAAUUACAGGAUGUUCCUCAUUGAAAAUUAGAGCUUGUAAACCUUUCAGAACAUGAGGGAAUCCUAACUGGCACCCUAUUCCCUCUGGGCUCUGGUUUAAAGUAGUGCACUAUAUUGGGAAUAGGGCACCAUUUGGAACGACAACCAUGAGGGUGGGAGUCAUCGUGAGGUUUCAUCAAUAAACCAGCAGAACUGAAA